Planococcus citri (citrus mealybug) is the source of this 3135-nucleotide messenger RNA. Its product is annotated as suppressor of tumorigenicity 14 protein homolog. The record is from RefSeq and is a predicted model, not a curated record. Gene Ontology annotation, biological process: proteolysis. The transcript has 14 exons. The coding region runs from base 742 to 3015 and encodes 757 amino acids. Gene Ontology annotation, molecular function: serine-type endopeptidase activity. NCBI's taxonomy places the organism in Eukaryota, Metazoa, Arthropoda, Insecta, Hemiptera, Pseudococcidae.
GAAAAUGUGGUUCUGACUUUGAGGUCUGCCUGACGUGCUGUUUCAGUGAGCCAAAUUUCAGCUUGAUCGGAGUCGAUGAGUUGUGAGGGGGUUUCCCUUGAUAGUGAGAGAUCGUGUGUAAAUUUCAAAAAAAUAGAGCAGGCGUGAUAUUCUAAAUUAAUUUAAUGCGAAAGUAUUUUUCCCCUGAAACAAUCUUACGAAUAAGAAAUACAUUGAGCAAGAGGCUACUCGUACCUAUUCGGUAAGUAAUUUUGUAAAGAAAAUUCUCAAUUUUCUCUGAUGAAAAAAAUCUUUCACCUUUUUCAAAGAAUUGUUGAGAAUUGAAUGAAUUUUUUCGUGUUAGGUAUGGGAAAAUAUUUUGUUUUUCGGGUGGUACCUACACCUAGGUAGAGAGACACCAAAUCAAUUUCAGUAUAGUGACGUAGGUGACCGUAAAAACCCAAACAGGUUAUCUGCUUCGAUACAUAUUAUUAUUUUAAUAUUGAAUGAAUAAUAUUAGUACCUUAAGCACUUGUUGGCAUUCAUCUCUUCAACCAAUAAUAUUUUUUUCAUUACGAACUAAGAAUUCUACACUCAUUGCUCUCGUAUACUGUUCGUGUCAAUGUUAAUAUUUUAAUUUUUUUUUUUUUAAUAAUUUCCACUUAUUCUCAAUUACUUACACAUUAGUUAUAUUUUCAAAAAUGUGCAACGUGCUCAAAUGAGAAUAGGGAACUCAUCUACUUAAUCAUCAAGAGAAUAAGUAUGGUUAGGCUUAAUCCUAUUGAUCGCGUUAAUCACACUCGUGUUUACUUUUUGUUUUUAAAUUAUAUUUGUUUCAUUGUUUUAUGCAGUUCAGAAUCGUAUGGAUCAAGGAAAGAGAAUAAAGAGAUAUCGCAUCACAUUCGAUCUGAAUUUCAGAAAUGUGCGUAUGGACAGUGUGUCAGCUCAUGGAAUGCCUCCGUUGGCCAAACAAGAAGAAAACGGGCUACCGAUAAUUCUUGCACUGCACCAUCAACAUCGCCAGCCCGAACUAUAAAAUAUACAUGCAAUGGAAGUACAAACAGUGAUUGCAUUACAAAUGGAAUCGUAUCAGAAUUUACCAGCGCCACAAUUUCAUGUAAUUCGGGCUAUUCUUCAAGGAAUGAGGGAAACGAAUUUCAUUCAUUUUGCCUUAAGAAAACUUGGUCUCCCCAAAUUGAAAAAUGCCAUAAAAUAUGUGAUCCACUGAUUCGGGAAAACGUUGAUCUUGAAUGCUUUUACCGAGACACUCGUAUUUCUUGCGAUGAUAAUUCACUAAUAGCAGGCGUAAGAGUAAUACCAACGUGCAAACACUUGUACACGUAUAAAGACAUUUAUCCAACUUAUCGAGAAAUCAAGUGUGGAGAAGAUGGAAAAUGGGAUAAAACUUUAUUUUCAUGUGUCCCAGAAUGUGGCCUCCCAUUUGACAGUAAAGUCAAACCCUUGAUAUCAUAUAGUACUGCAGAGCACUUUGGCGAUUCACCUUGGCACGUGGCUAUCUAUAAUGAAAAUAAAAUGUUAAUCUGUGGUGGCACAAUCAUAACUACUAAACUGAUCCUCUCUGCUGCACACUGUUUUUAUAACGAUGCAACUAACACAAAAUUGAAUGCGGAAAAUUACGAAGUUGUUGUGAGCAAAUUCACCCGCACUUAUACUACUAAAGAUAAUUCAGAACAAAAAGUUUUCAAGGUAAAAGAAAUUCGCUUUUCCAAACGAGGUUAUAUUGGCUUGGAAAAUCGUUACGCUGCUGACAUAGCGAUAUUAAUUUUAAACGAGGGUAUCACAAUAUCACCCUCCGUUUUACCAGCUUGUGUUUACUGGACACGUCCUAAACGAAAUCCUCUAGAAGGUGUACUGGGCAAAGUUGUAGGUUGGGGAUUAAAUGAAAAAGGAGAUUACCCAGAAAAUCUAACAACCACCAAUUUGCCAUACAUAAGUCAUUCAAGAUGUUUGGAUCAGGUGCCCAUUGAUUACAGGGUUUUUAUAACAUUUGAUAAAUUUUGCGCUGGCUCAGAGACAGGUCCUGCUGUUUUAAAUGGCGAUAGUGGCGGUGGAUUAAUGUUUGUAGACAUCAAUUAUCAUUCUUAUAUCCGUGGAAUCGUCAGCGUAAAACAAAACUCAGGUUCUCCAACAGGAAUAGCUACAUUCACUAAUGUAGAAGAUCAUCUUGAUUGGAUUACGGAAGUGCGUGACGAAAUCGAAAGUUCAGGAUCAGUUGUAGAAUGUGGUCAUAAACCAACGAAUUCAAAUAACUUAUCUCCAUGGCACGUCAACAUACGAAAGAUCGCCGAUCAUGAAAUUACAUGGGGUGGGACUAUAAUAAGUCCUCGUAUGAUUUUAUCAAUUGAGCUGAAUAUCGGACAAGUCGAUCGUAACUUCGUCAGUGAUUCUGUAAAGAUUAAUUACACCAUUACGAAUAAAAUGGAUAACCCAAAUGAUUUCGAAGUAGUCACGGGUUUUGGCUCAAGCAUUCAGAAAUCUUACAAAAUUGAAGGGUUCCGUUUUAUGAAUGGAAAAACCAAAGACUACAACCGCUUGGACCAGCUUAAUAAUAUAGUUAUAAUAAUUCUAUACGAUGGAAUCUUUUUCAAACCAGGCGAAAUAUCACCAAUUUGUGUAGAAUGGACGAAUCCAAGCACACUUAAUGAUUCGGAAAGAACAGCUGAAAUAAUGACAUCACCGAGCAGUGGUAAUUUCGAUGUUGUAAAUUCAAAUGUUUUAAGCCAUCAUGCAUGUGUGAAGAAAAAUCAAAAUAAUUCAACUGUUAUACGUGAUGAUCAGUUUUGCCUUUCGUUUCCACUGAGUCACUACGCGCGGUCUCAUGCUUUUGAUUACGUGAUUGGAACUGGCGUUAUAUUGAAACAAAAUUCUCGCUACUAUAUUCGAGGAAUAAGUAGUUACCGAUUUAUGUUGACAAAGGGUACCGGUAUUUCUGAUCUUCCAAUAUUCGCAGGAGCCGUGAUAGAUAUAGCUCAUUAUAUCAACUGGAUCAAAAGUGUGCGUGAUACGAUAUUAUAAAACUUGUAAGUAUUUCGUAAAACAACGACGAAGCACCGAAAUCAGACGAUAUCGAACCUAAGUACCUAUAUUGGUAAUUUGGUAGGUACCUAAAUAAAUAUUUUUGUACAAAUUGAGAAA